CAAUGGCCUCCUUUCGGGCACUUCGAUCUCAGUAUGCUUCGCUGCUGAAACAAUUUAUUGCUUCAGCCAAAGAAUUUGAAGUCCUUGCUACAGUACCCUCUGAUCACGCCCCGCCCCCCAAGAUACUAUACGUGCUGGACUCGUCAUUCAAUCCUCCUACCUGCGCCCAUCUCCGCAUUGCCAGCUCCGCACUCCUGGAACAACAAGAGCCAGGCGCACGUCUACUUCUUCUACUUGCCAUCCAGAAUGCCGACAAACCGUCCAAGCCGGCGCCCUUUGAGGAUCGCCUGGCCAUGAUGGAACUCUUCGCGCAUGACAUACGAUCCCACAUUGCUGCCAGACAAUCGUCGAAGUCGGUCUCUUCAAAGGAGCAUUUUCCCACCAUUGACAUCGCGGUCACAAACAAACCUUACUUUAUUGAUAAGGCAGCGGCUAUUGAGGCUUCGGAUCACUAUCCGUCCCCCAUGGAGCAAUAUCAUCUCGUAGGCUAUGAUACAUUGAUCCGCAUCUUCAAUCCCAAAUAUUACCCUCCAGAGCACACGCUACAGCCUCUUAGGCCCCUGUUCUCUCAGCAUCGGUUGCGGGUGACGCUGCGACCUGGCAAUGAUUGGGGUGACAGGGAAGAGCAGGAGGAGUUCCUUGCUAGUCUUGCUCGUGGAGAUCGAGAGGCCGAGGGCGCACCGAGGGAAUGGGCGCAGAAGAUUCAGUUCAUUGAGGGCAGGAAGCCUGAAGACCCGCCAGUCAGCUCCACCAGGGCUCGAGAGGCGGCACAGUCUGCUCCUCAAGAUCUGGAAUGGCUAGUCCCAGACAAUGUACGGCAAUUUGUGUUGUCUGAAAGGCCAUACUCGAAGGAUAGCCCAGUACUAGGAUAUGAUAGCUCGAAGGAUUGAAUUCUAACUUGUGACAUUA
Messenger RNA from Penicillium brasilianum, 909 nucleotides. The record is from the annotation of a GenBank genome assembly. Lineage: Eukaryota; Fungi; Ascomycota; Eurotiomycetes; Eurotiales; Aspergillaceae.